AACACAGUGCUGCCAUCUCACUGCACUCAACGACAGCAGAACAGCACAUAUUGACAAUAAUGCACAUUCCAUCCCCGGACACAAAUCACUUUGAAUCCACAACUUCACCUCUACGCAAACGAAAGAGAGAUGUCGGUGGCGGAGCAUGGGGCCAGGAAAAUGGUCACCACAAUGACUUCCAGGGGAACAUACAUUUCGAAGUUCAGGAUAUAGACAUGCUCACUUCCCCGACGUCGAUAUCGCAACGACAAUGGCUUCAUUUGCAAUCCGCGCCGAAUACUGUGCCGGGAUCAGGAGAACUGGCUAAGAAACGAAAGAUACUACAGCCUCAUUCUCAUUAUCGUCAACAACAACAACAACAACAACAAUACCUUCGACCGCAUUCUGGCAAUCCCGUCCCCUCAACCGAAGCUCAGACAGAGAGACCCCCUCCGCCCACGCUUAUGAUACCCUUUUUCAACUCUCAUCGCGACGCUGAUAUCUCGACUUCCUCCUUAUCCGUGGCCGACGAUUACGACAAUGCCAUUUCGCCGCGGACAUUGCCUACUCCUACGGGUACAGAUACUAGUACGAAGCUGGUGCUUCGACCGUGUCACGUCUGUCAUCGCAAACCAUCUACAAAAGUCAUGUUAGAUGCGUAUGCAGACUGUGAAUUGUGUGGGCAACGCGCUUGUUAUGUAUGUUUACGCGAGUGUAAUGCGUCCAAUUGUGCUUCACAACAAGUCCUCUCGGAUGGGUUGCCGACGCCGGAUGAGCGUCUUGAUACGGAGAUGAGGUUUUGUGAGGGCCAUGAAGACAAUAGACGACAGAGAAAGAUUUGUUCUCUCUGUGCUAUUGAGGGUUUGACUGACAUAGGGCAGGAGAUUGUGUGGUGUGUGGAUUGUGUUCGGAGAGAGGGGGUUAACCAUUGAUUCUCAUUUGAUUUUCAUCAUUUCUUACGGAGUUGGCAAGCGAUUUUUUUCCUUUUUUUUUCUUUUUUCUUUUUCCAUCUCGUAUACGGUAAUAUCCACAUCGAUACCUGGCAUG
This is a messenger RNA of Talaromyces stipitatus ATCC 10500, 1026 nucleotides long. RefSeq lists its product as uncharacterized. Bases 60 to 911 code for a protein of 283 amino acids. The transcript has 2 exons. The record is from RefSeq and is a predicted model, not a curated record. Lineage: Eukaryota; Fungi; Ascomycota; Eurotiomycetes; Eurotiales; Trichocomaceae.